GGUCUGUCAAAGCCUCGCAGUCAGGUAUAAUCCAUACAGCUUGGCACCUGUUUGGAGCAGGGUCUGGUAUUUACUGAGAAAUGCAUGUCAGGCUUCUGCCCUGGGGUACCCCUGCUGCCUUUCCACUUCCUCUGUUGUCAAUGGAUUUGUCUGCUUUACACAAGGGUAUUUCCAAAGCCUGGAUGAACAGGAAUAUCACAGGCUCUGACCUCUCAGGCUAAGAAGCACCGUCUGUAUUUACAGGUAGACCUCGGAAGGUUUUGCCUUGUUGGUGACCAUGUGAGAUCUGAGGUACAAUCCAUGUUGCUGAGCCUGCUAUGCUAUGCUCUUCUAGCAAAGGUCUGUGAUGGGGUAUUGUAUGUACCACCCAAUGGUAUUGUCACUGUUUGAGGAAAGUAAGUCAAGAUACUUCAGUCAGAGCAAGCCUAUCAGAAGCACAGUCCUACCCAGAACCACGCCUGCUGCCUUCUGUGAUCAGACUCUGCUGUUCCUCCAGUAGUAAAUGUUUCAGCUUAUCUGCUGCAUCCACCACAUUUGCACCCGCCUGUGUACAUUUCUGAACUCUAGUGCUUGUUAUCUGGCCUUUUAUGAAAUCAAGGAUUAUACAUUUACCAUACAGUAAAUAUUUUUACGGAUCAAAAUUACAGUGUAGCACAGAUUGCUUAAAAGUGCAGAGCUGAUGCUAUUGCUUCAUUGCUGCCUGCAGACUUCUUUCUGGGCAGCACACACCAGGUUUCUGCAGGAAUGGCCCUGGUGCCUGCUUCUCAUCCGCAAGUCACAGUGACGCUGGUUCUGCUCCUGUCCGUGCUCAGUCUGGCUGCUGGUGGGAAACUGCUGGUGGUGCCCGUAGAUGGGAGUCAUUGGCUCAGCAUGCGGGAAGUGUUGGACGGUCUCAGUGAGAAAGGGCACGAAAUAGUCGUCGUUGCACCAGAAGUCAAUUUACACAUAAAGCCAACAAAGAAUUUUGUCAUGAAAAUGUACCCAGUCCCUUUCGCGCAGGAAGAGAUGGAUGAGAAUUUCCAUGCAUUUUCACAGGAAGCAUUUGAAGAAGGAUCCUUCCUGGAAAGACUUGUUAGAAUAUUUCAACGAUCUAAAAAAACCUCUGCCUUGUUCCUGUCUACAUGUGAAUAUUUACUGUACAACAAAGAACUUAUCAAAUAUCUUGAGGAGAGUAAGUUUGAUGCUCUCUUUACAGAUCCAAUGCUUCCCUGUGGGCAGAUACUGGCUGAGCAUCUUUCAGUCCCUUCUGUGUUUCUUUUACAGCAAAUACCGUGUGGUUUAGAUUUUGAAGCCACUCUGUGUCCUAGACCACAUUCUUAUGUCCCUAGGAUAUUCAGUGGCAAUACAGACCGCAUGAACUUUCUCCAGCGUGUGAAGAAUGUAUUUUUUGACAUUCCAAAUUAUCUCCUCUGCUAUUUUAUGUUUCAACCGUACUCUAAACUGGCUUCUGAGUUCCUUCAGCGGGAUGUGACUGUGUUAGAUCUCUUACGCAAGGCAUCUAUUUGGCUUAUGCGAUUAGACUUUGUAUUCCAUUAUCCAAGGCCAUUGAUGCCAAACAUGGUCAUUAUCGGAGGAAUAACAUGCACUCACAGGAAGCUAACUCAGGUGGGUCACGCUCUAUUUUUUGUUGUUCUUCUCAUAAGCUACUGUUCUCAUUAGAGAACUAUGUAUCACAGAUUGUGUUAGAAAGGUCUUUUUUACUGCCUAAAUAUCUUCAAUCUGCUUUUCAUUUACCAAGAAGCGUGAGUACUUGUUUCAGUGAAGACACUUGAGUAUCACGGUAUAAAAUAGUGUUUUGAACAGACAUAGCUCUUCUGACAUCCGCAUAGAGUUGUGGGGGGUCUGAAUCUAUCAAUUUCGCUCAAAACCACCCUCAAAACAUGUGCCACCAAUUGAAGAAUUCAACUUCUUUCUAGAUCUAGGUGUAAGAAAAGAUGUUGGGAAGGGCAUAAGAUGUUUUGAUAUCUGUGAGAGCACUGUUAAUGGUUACAUGUGAAUCUCCUAGUUUGUUCUUUCACAUUUAUCUUUAAUUAGAGCAUGAAUCUGUGCUUUUGAUCCUUCUCUCACUGUCUGCUGGAUAAAGAAGAACCAGUAGCCUGUGGUAGGUUCUUCUCCUGACUUUCUGCAGCAGCAAGAACCUGUGGUAAUGUUUGUUUUGUGAAUCUCAUCCUCACUGAUCUUAUGGACACUGAUUCUCAUGCUGUGUUUCUGCUUUGUGUCAAUUACCCUUAUGCAUAAAGCUACUUUUAAGGUUCUAAUCUGCAAGUUCUCUUCUGGGAUUUAACUCCAUUACUGGGUUUACACCACCUUGACAGAACCUGCUAGGUCUCAGCU
Messenger RNA from Cygnus olor (mute swan), 2334 nucleotides. RefSeq names its product UDP-glucuronosyltransferase 1A1-like. Lineage: Eukaryota; Metazoa; Chordata; Aves; Anseriformes; Anatidae. The transcript has a single exon. The record is from RefSeq and is a predicted model, not a curated record. Gene Ontology annotation, molecular function: UDP-glycosyltransferase activity. Bases 745 to 1659 code for a protein of 304 amino acids.